ACAGAACCUGUUUGCUUACUUUUGCUUCCUCUAAGACAGUUCAUAUGUUCCGUCACAGCAGUUCCUUGAUUGUAGAUUUGCAAUAGAGAAGUACGCUGACACAUAAGUGUCACAGCACUCAACAGCUCAACACAAGCGGUGGCAACCCUACUCCAUGAUUCAUGGUCAGAGAUCUUUGUGACCGGACAUGCCUUUGAGAAGUGUCCCAUCCCAGGCAGCGUACAGCCAACCAUGGAGCAGCAGGCCUGGAUUCUGAGGAGCAUCCUGACCCAGCUGGAGAAACAGGAGAUCGUGGAUGAGGAGACAUCAGAAUCUAUACCUGGGGAGUUUGUGAGGUUGAAAUGUCAGUCCAUGAAGUAUCGCACGGACAAGAACUACCCCUCCAAGGCAGCAGAAAAACAGGAAAACAUCAAGAAGAACCGAUACAAGGACAUUGUUCCCUUUGACCACAGCAGGGUAAAGCUCAGUCUCGCCACAGCUAAAACUGACACAGACUACAUCAAUGCCAGUUUCAUUAAGGGAGUGUCAGGGUCCAGGGCAUAUAUUGCCACUCAGGGUCCACUGCCUCACACAGUAGUGGACUUCUUGAGGAUGAUUUGGGAACAUAACAUUAAGAUCAUAGUGAUGGCCUGUCGAGAAUUUGAGAUGGGAAAGAAAAAGUGUGAACUUUACUGGCCAAAGAAAGAAGAGGAGGCUUUUGUUUGUGGGCCCUUCAAAGUUCACUGUGAUUCUGAAGAAGAAAAAGAAGAUUAUCUGACAAGGACGUUAAGGGUGACUUAUCGCAACUGCAGCCGCACUUUGAAACAGCUGCACUAUGUGAACUGGCCAGAUCACGGCGUACCAAACGCCAUCCCUCCCAUUCUGGACUUGCUGCAUGAGAUGCGCUGCUAUCAGGACCAUGACGACAUCCCCAUCUGCAUCCACUGCAGUGCUGGCUGCGGGAGAACAGGAGUCCUAUGUGUCAUUGAUUAUACCUGGAACCUUCUGAGGAACCAGAUGAUUACUUCAGAUUUCAGUAUCUACAAUUUAGUUCAAGACAUGAGGACUCAGAGACCAUCUGUGGUGCAAACCAAGGAACAAUAUGUGCUCGUCUACAGAACCAUCAAGUUACUGUUUCAGAGAUAUUUGGAGUCCAUGAAUCCCCAAACCAACCAAAAUGAGGUGACUGUGGCCUCAUCUGCUCUCACUAAUGUAAUGUCUGAAAGUGAGCUCUCUGACAUGAGCGAGGAGCUUGAUUUGAUGCCGCAGCAGCAGCACCUGCUCGAUGAGGACAGGCAUGUUUUUCUACAGUACCACACUCCCCUGGCCUCCGCCUCUGAAAAUCUAAUUUCAUUGAGAGCCAAGGACAUGCAGUGGAGCCAGCAACAAUGUCCGUCACUCCAAUCCCUUCCCGUGGCUCUGACCACCAUCCCCGGCCAGAAAAAUGAGGAACCCAACAUGUCACCUCAACUAGUGGAUACCAGCCAGAGGGUCCCUGAUCUGAAGGACAACAUACAGGAGUGUCUAGACACACUGUCACCUAACCCCCUACCUGCAGAAGCAGUUUGUCUUAUGGUGGAGGACCCAUAUUUUGACACUCCUAUGAGCUCCCCUUCAUCAGAGGAGACACCCCUGGACCCAGUUGAUGACUCCAAAUGGACAAUGAGUCCCAUUUUUACCACACCAUCAUUGCUCCUGAAUGACCAGACUGUGGAGCUCAACUCUCCCGGCUCAGGUACUGAAAAAGUUCUUACUGAUGAAGAAAUGCCUCCUCCGAUUCCUGAACGAACCCCCGAAUCUUACAUACUGGCUGUGGAUGCAGAGCUCUCAGAUGCAUGUGAAAGGUUAGCAGUAAUCCAUCCACCCAAUGCUGAAACUGAGGCUGUCGAGGAGUUAGCAGGGAGCUCACCCUCACCUGUCCCCCCACUUCCAGAGAGAACCCCAGAAUCUUUUGAGUUGGCUACUGAUCCAGCUCCUGUAGAGCAGCAUCUGGAGGUCACACCAGCAGUGAAUCUAGACAUAAUAGGCAUGUCUUCAGAAUGGUUUGGAAACUCAACACCAGCAGCCACUGCAAGACAGAAUGACAAAAAGAGUAAACACACGAGAGCAGAAAUUAGAUUCUCAGUGCCAGUCAUGCAAUUUGAUUUUAAACCAAAUAUAACCUCAAACCACGACUACUACUCUCCACCUCUGGAGCCAUCAGCUCCUCCGCUCCAUCAAAGUGAGGACAGUCUGACGCGACCCCUUUCAGACAAAAUCCCAGAAUCAUUCGUCUUCACCACAAUUCGUGAGAGGAGCUCAUUGUGCCCGCAUCCUUCAGAAACAGCACAUCAGUCAUCAAGGGUAGGCAUGUCAUCUGAGUGGGACGGCACCUCUCAGUCCAAGAGCCUCCUAGAUGUUGUCAUGAGGAGAAGCAAGAGUGUCCGAGCUAAAAGCUCAAAACAAGAGCCCCUUGCUGUGUUUCAGCCGUUCGUUCCAGUUCCUGUGGUGGCAGCAGAAGGAGGAAGUGGACAAGUGGAAAGCAGCAGUGUGAACCAUGGUCCCUCUCUGAACACUGACAAAUCACGAAACAAAUCGGACAAAACCGAGAAGGUCAUGUCUAGAACAAAGAGUCUGAAAUUCUUUAAAAAACAAAAACCUAAAACUACCCCUCCACCACCUCCAUCUCAACCAGGAGGACCUCCUCAGUCACUUAAUGCUUCUUGCACAGGGUUCAAAUUUGGUUUUGGGCAUCGUUUUGGAAAGCCAAAAGGACCGAGGUCUUACCCAGAGACUUGGGUGUGAGACCGUUACACCAGGAAUGGAGCGGCUCCUCUAGCUAUAUUCGCUGCAUUGCACAUUGACGUGGACAGAAGCUGGUUUAUUACAAAGAUCUGAGACAGCAGAAUAACAAAAGUCAGCUGUCUUUGAUCUUCACUUGGUUCUGUGACAAAGGAGAGUCAGCACAGUAGCUUCCCCAGCAGGAAAUCCACAGGAAGCUCCCAUUCUUUGUACACUUUAUAAAAAAAAGGCAGGUUUCGGUAACCGAACAGUAUUUCAUAAAAAGGCAACAACUCAGACCUUUUGAACACGGCAAAGAGAAGAAACUGCUUGUCGAAGUGAGAAGUCCUGCAGUGAAGCUUUCACUUCUUGUUUUACAGCUCUAGGUAAUGCUGUUAGUGUGAGGAUAUUUAGAUAAGUUCACUUUAAUGCUCACCGCAUGAAAAGACAAAACAGAUAUAACAUUUAAUCUUGACAUAUUUUACAAGAUGUCAUGUGAUGUGCAUUUGUUUUUCUUUUUUUAAAACCACAUUUCACACAUUCAUCUGCAGUUUAAGCAUCUUUUUUAAAAGCUGGAUAGUGAUUUAUAUAAAAUGCAUAUGCACACAAUUAUUUAUUAAAUAAUAUGGAA
This is a messenger RNA of Melanotaenia boesemani (Boeseman's rainbowfish), 3370 nucleotides long. It is a transcript of the gene ptpn22, whose product is annotated as protein tyrosine phosphatase non-receptor type 22. The transcript has 26 exons. Lineage: Eukaryota; Metazoa; Chordata; Actinopteri; Atheriniformes; Melanotaeniidae. The record is from RefSeq and is a predicted model, not a curated record. The coding region runs from base 232 to 2763 and encodes 843 amino acids. Gene Ontology annotation, biological process: peptidyl-tyrosine dephosphorylation. Gene Ontology annotation, molecular function: non-membrane spanning protein tyrosine phosphatase activity. Gene Ontology annotation, cellular component: cytoplasm; nucleus.